AUGAAGGCAUUUAAAAGACGGCUUUCCACAAUGAAACAAGCCCAGGAUGCUUCAAUUGAUUUGAACCAUGCCGAUACGACUAUUCAAGCGUUUGAAGACGAAUCACUACCUCCAGUGACGCUUCAUGGAUACAUUAACACCACCAGAAACCGGUUGUUAUCACCAGAUAUUUGUGAUGAGCUACGCAACCUGAUGCCCACCCGAAUCCAGCUGUAUUCGGAUUGGCACUUGCUCUACAGUCUGCAACAACAUGGGGCAUCUCUGCAGUCGUUGUUCGGUCGAACAGCUUCUGAUAAAGCGAUCCCAGCACGUAUUGGCUACGUGAUACUGAUAGAAGAUCGGAAAGGAGGGCUUUUUGGAGGUUAUUGCAAUGAACCACCGCGUCCAUCGGACAGUAAACGGUACUAUGGGAACGGAGAGUGUUUUCUGUGGCGAUUGGAAAGGGUAGCAAGCGUAGACUUGGGAGACGGGAAGCCUAGGACCGGAGAAAAUGAUGGCUGGAGAUUCCGGGGAUAUCCUUUCACCGGACUGAAUCAUUUUGUCAUGCACAGCACAGCCCACUAUUUUUCAAUGGGUGCUGGGGAUGGCCAUUAUGGACUGUGGUGCGACCAGGCGUUGGAAACGGGGGUUACAAACCCCAGCUUGACGUUUGGCAACGAAUGUUUGAGUCGAGAAGGUGCGAAAUUCCAUAUCGUGAACCUAGAGGUUUGGAGAGUGGGCUAA
Molecule: messenger RNA, 723 nt
Organism: Lachancea lanzarotensis
Lineage: Eukaryota; Fungi; Ascomycota; Saccharomycetes; Saccharomycetales; Saccharomycetaceae
Gene: OXR1
Product: LALA0S05e05688g1_1
Exons: 1
Coding region: 1-723 (240 amino acids)
Biological process (GO): response to oxidative stress
Cellular component (GO): nucleus
Source: RefSeq, a predicted model, not a curated record